AUGUCUCUCAAUAUCCCAAAUGCACCCAAUGCUGGGCUCUUCAAAGGAGGCUACAACAAUUACGAUUCUGAAGAUGGCGCCGUCUUGCGAAAUAUCGACGCCUGCAGGGCCAUUGCCUCAACCGUCCAGACCUCUCUCGGCCCCUAUGGUCGCAACAAAGUCGUCAUCAACCACCUCCAGAAGAUGAUCUUGACCUCCGACGCCGCCACCAUUCUCCGCGAGCUCGACGUUGUUCACCCCGCCGCCAAACUCCUCGUCAUGGCCAGUCAGCAGCAGGAAGCCGAGAUGGGUGAUGCUACCAACCUGGUCAUCAUCUUGGCCGGCGAACUGCUGCGCAAGGCUGAAGAUCUUUUGCGAAUGGGCCUCAAGACCUCAGACAUCGUCAUCGGCUACGAAAAGGCACAGAACUUUGCCCUCGAGACCCUGGAUAAGCUUUCUGUCGACGAGGUCGAGGACAUCCGCGACCAGGAGGAGUUGAGCAAGGCCAUCCGAACUGUCAUUGCCAGCAAGCAAAAUGGCAACGAAGAAUUCUUGGCUGAUCUUGUCGCCGAGGCUGUUUUGGCUGUUCUGCCCAAGAACCCGGCCAACUUCAACGUCGACAACAUCCGUGUUGUUAAAAUCAUGGGCGGCAGCUUGGAGCAAAGCCGUGUUGUCAAGGGUAUGGUGUUCCCCAAAGAGCCCGAUGGCUCAGUCAAGAAGGCACGCCGUGCCAAGGUUGGUGUCUUCACCUGCCCCAUUGAUACCAGCCAGACGGAGACCAAGGGCACGGUUUUACUGCACAAUGCCAAGGAGAUGGUAGAUUUCAGCAAGGGCGAAGAAGCUCAGCUCGAGACUGCUAUCAAGGAACUGCACGACUCUGGUCUCCGAGUCGUUGUCUGCGGUGACAAGGUUGGCGACUUGGCCAUGCACUACCUCAACCGUUUCGGCAUCCUCUGUAUCAGAAUCCUCAGCAAGUUUGAGUUGCGUCGAGUAUGUCGUGUUGUCGGUGCUACUCCUCUCGCCCGACUUGGUGCACCCAUGCCUGACGAAAUGGGCAACAUUGACAUUGUUGAGACCCUCGAGAUCGGCGGAGACCGCGUCACCGUCUUCAGACAAGAAGACGAGGUUACCAGAACUGCCACUCUUGUUCUCCGAGGCGCCACCCAGAACCAUCUCGACGACGUAGAGCGUGCUGUUGACGACGGCGUCAACGUUGUCAAGGCCAUCACCCGCGAUCCCCGCCUUGUCCCAGGCGCUGGAGCCACAGAGAUCCAACUGAGCGCCAGGAUACAAGCACAUGGAGAGAAGACUUCCGGUCUGAGCCAAUACGCCAUCAAGAAGUACGGUGAAGCAUUCGAGGUCAUUCCUCGCACUCUGGCGGAGAGUUGCGGCCUCGAUGCCACUGAGGUUCUGAGCAGAUUAUACGCUGCACACCACAAGGACGAGGAUGGAGAUACCGGUGUCGACGUUGAGAACAACAACAAUACCGGCAUCCUCGACGCCAACGAAGCAGGAAUCCUCGAUCUCCUCACCUCCAAAUCCUGGGCUAUCAAGCUUGCUACCGAAGCUGCUCGAACAGUCUUAUCUGUCGACCAAAUCAUUGUCGCGAGACAAGCGGGCGGUCCCAAGCCUCCUGGUCCCAACCCUAACUGGGAUGAGGACUAG
Messenger RNA from Pochonia chlamydosporia 170, 1644 nucleotides. Its product is annotated as T-complex protein 1 subunit theta. The transcript is spliced from 4 exons. Bases 1 to 1644 code for a protein of 547 amino acids. The record is from RefSeq and is a predicted model, not a curated record. Gene Ontology annotation, cellular component: chaperonin-containing T-complex. NCBI's taxonomy places the organism in Eukaryota, Fungi, Ascomycota, Sordariomycetes, Hypocreales, Clavicipitaceae. Gene Ontology annotation, molecular function: ATP hydrolysis activity; ATP binding; ATP-dependent protein folding chaperone. Gene Ontology annotation, biological process: protein folding.